CUUAGCAAUAUAAGAAUGGGUCCUUUCUUAAGAAAAAAAUUUUUAGCAAUUAAAAAUGCAGAAGAUAAUGGUCCAACUCGAAGAGAUCCACAAAAUUCAGAGUUACUAAGUGAAGGGGAACAGAAUUCACAUCGUUUUAGGCCUACAUUAGAUGAAAUACGAGGUUGGGGUAGAAGUUUUGAUAGAUUAAUGAGAAGUCCAGGUGGUCGUAAAGUAUUUCGUGAUUUUCUACGUGGUGAAUAUAGUGAAGAAAAUAUAUUAUUUUGGUUAGCAUGCGAGGAAUUGAAAAAAGAAACAAAUCCAGAAGCUAUUGAAGAGAAAGCUAGAUUUAUAUAUGAAGAUUAUAUAUCGAUUUUAUCACCAAAAGAGGUUUCAUUGGAUUCACGUGUUAGAGAAAUCGUUAAUAGAAAUAUGGUUGAACCAACAACUCAUACAUUCGAUGAAGCUCAAUUACAAAUUUAUACAUUAAUGCAUCGUGAUUCGUAUCCAAGAUUUAUAAAUUCACCAUUAUUUAAAUCGCUUGCACAAUUACCCGAAGGUGUUUCAGCAUCAGGAUCUCAAAAUGAAAGUCCAACAUAAAUUAUAAAUUAUAUAUAAUAAUAAUAAAAUAUGUUAUUCAACAAAAAAAAAUCAUAAUAUAAACAAAAACGAUAUAAAAAUUAUAAAAAAAAAAAUAUUAAAUUAAAUUAACAUUAGAAAAAACAAAAAACACAAUGAACUCAUCAUUUAUAACAUAAAAGCAUUAAAAAAAUCGACUUAAAAAAAUUAAACAAGAAAAAAAAUCAUUUAUUAUUACAAAAUAUAAGAGAAGAAAAAACUAAAAAAAAAAAUUAUUUAAAAAAAAAAAUUAAUUUGAUCUCUCAGAAAAAAAAAGAAUUAUUUUAUUUUUGUUUUUUAAAAAAAUACUUUCCCAAAAAAAUUUCACAGUGAGAACAAUGAAUGAACUCGACACAACCAUACCCAAACCAACAAUGCUAAAAUAAAAACAAAGUAACGCUAUCAUUCUAUAAACUCGCAAAAUUCAUAUAUAAAACAAAAAAAACUAUUACAUACACAAGUACAUACAUAAAAAAAUUAAAUUUAAAUGAGAUCAACAUAAAUUUUUUUGGUACAGUAAAAUUAGUAAAA
Condylostylus longicornis is the source of this 1128-nucleotide messenger RNA. Its product is annotated as regulator of G-protein signaling 17-like. The transcript has 5 exons. The coding region runs from base 16 to 579 and encodes 187 amino acids. The record is from RefSeq and is a predicted model, not a curated record. NCBI's taxonomy places the organism in Eukaryota, Metazoa, Arthropoda, Insecta, Diptera, Dolichopodidae.